AUGUUCAGCUGUGCAAUCGUUGAUUCAAUUUCUUGGACGACAUUUACCUUCAACUGCCGUGGAUUUGUCGGUCGUUAUGUGAACAUCAUCAUCCCAGGACAGGACAAAAUAUUGACCCUGUGCGAAGUUGAUAUCAUAGGUUCAAAACUCCCGUACUUACAUGGUGCAGAAAACGUGGCGUUGGGAGGACGCCCGACCCAAUCCAGCACGGGUGAAGGGGCAGGUGCUGAGCGAGCCAAUGACGGUAACAGCGACAGCGACUUCUGGCAUGGUUCAUGCGCGCGCACCAAAAAAUCCAAGGACCCUUGGUGGAGAGUCGAUCUCAAGGAAAGGUACAACGUGUCAGAUGUCAAAAUCACCAAUAGAGGUGACUGCUGCUCGGACCAGAUCCAAGGAGCCGAGAUCCGCAUCGGGGACUCGCUGGCGAAUAAUGGCAAUUCCAACAGAUUCUGUGCAACAGUGGAAUCGGUUUCUACGACGCUGUCCAUCAACUGUGGUGGAAUUGUCGGUCGAUAUGUGAACAUCAUCAUCCCAGGCCCGGACAAAAUCUUGACCCUGUGCGAGAUUGAGAUAUUUGGUUCGCAGCUUCCGUCUUUACCUGGAACAGGUAGGCUGAACUGCCCGCUGAGGCUCUGGUUCCACACAAUAUCGAAUUUCAUUUCAGCCAAGUUCCCGCUGAUAACGGCUGAGGUAAAUUGCCUUCCUGAAGCACAAUGCCACCUUUCUCAAUGCCCUACACUUCACCAGUCUUAGUUUACUUGCCAAUCUUGGGCCCUCGCAUUGUAGAAAUAUGAUCCAGUCUGUGAAUGAAAUCCAUGAGACAUGGUGCACAUGCUCGUAUUCAUUCAUUCCGGAGACUUUAUGCUAUAAAGAACUACCAGGCACUAACUAAUUACACGUCGAUUGUAACAGGCUUGAAGAAUAUCUCACUGCUGUCAGAUUACUUAUCGGUCCUCCCUUUAGUUCUAGUACAAUACCAACCAGCCUUAGUGCGGUUCGUAGACGUAUUUUCUAUAGCCAUAAAGCUGUAACACAAUAACACAAUUUUGUCCCAUCUAUUGUUUUCUCUACUUCACCUGUUGCUCGUGUGCGGCAUUAUUGCGCACAUGUACAGCAUGACUUGGUUGUAUAGUAUAAAUAAUGUUUUUCUGCAUCUUGCUUCAUGUAAACGAUAUGAAUAUCAAUGAAAUACACUGCUGAUACAAAGCUUCAUAUAAUGCAUACAUCGAUAAGAUCACCAGUUUGUAUGUGGGAGGAGCAGAAUUAGGACAACCGUCAACUCCUCCAAUAAAAUCAUGGCUCAUCUAUUUACCCACCUUAACCCAAUUCUCCUGUAUUUCUGUGUAACCCCUAACACGGCACAAUACGAUACGAUUGCACUUUAUAUACGAUACCACACUACCCAACAAAGUCGUUGACGACACCCCUGUAUUCAGCUUCCCUCCCCUCACUGAUGCAACACAUAAUUGCAAAGCCAACUGAAAUCUUCUGCACGGGGCAGGAGCCCGAGUUGUAGCUGAAAUCCGAGGUGUACAUGAUGAACAGGAAGGGAGAGAGGACCCUCCCCUCUGGGGCCAUAUGUUGCUCACAACCAUGGCCGAGACACAGUUUUGUAGCCGGACAUACUGUGGUCGACCAGUCAGGUAGUUGGUAAUCCCGGACACCAAUGGAGCAUCCAGCUGCAUCUUCGUCAGUUUGCUUCGUAGGCGGAUGGUGUUAAAAGCACUGGAGAAGUAAAGAAACACGUCUUUCACUGCUUCCCCGUUUAUCCUGGUGAGCAUAGGAACGAUUCAGCAGGAGGAUGAUGGCGUCCUCAAUCCCCACCUUUGUUAGGUAAACGUACUGCAGGGGAUCCAGGUAGGGUUUAACCAGGGAUUGCAAGUGAGUAAGCACCAGCCUUUCCAGAUGCUUCGUGAUGUUUGAGGUCAGCGCCAACGGUCUGUAGUCAUUGGAGUAGGUGGAACGCGUCAUCUUUUUUUUUUACAUGAACGAGACCUGACGUCUUCCAUAUCAUAGGAGCCCUCUCCCGACUCAGGAUCACGUUGAAUCUAUGCUAGAGUACUCGGCAAUACUUCCUGGUACAUGCCUGGAGUAUCCUAAGGACACAUAGUUUUGCAUGGUCCUCACUUACUCGGCCUUUAUGGUCAGGAUCGACAAAGAAAGGCCACAGCAAUUGGAUAAGAGGGUUGAGGGGGAGAGUUUGUCGGGGAGCAGGUGGGCAGAGGUCCCUCUAUGAAAUCUGUGAAAGUGCAGGUUUAGCUCAUUUAGCAGAUUGAUUUUACUCCCUCGGCCACUGGUCAUCAUGUAACCUGUAAUGCUCUUCGUACCGUACGGCGAAUGCUCUUCAGCCGUACUAAUCAUGAAUCUAUGUCUGUCUUAAAAAGAUAUCCAUUGAUUUGGCCUCAACGGCCUUAUUGGGCAAUCGAAUCCACAGAUCCAGCACCCUCUUUCUAAACAAGUUGCUCACCAUUUCCUUCCUAAAGGAACGUUAUUUAAUUCUGCGGCUACGACCUCUGAUCCCAGAUCCUUCCACAACUGAAAGAAUCCAGCCCGCAUCCAGUCUAUCCAGGCCCCCUUUUAUGUUUCUGAAUUCCAGCGAAUAGAGACCUUUACCAUCAAACGUUCAUCUUAGGUUAACCCACUCAUUCCUGGGAUCAUUCUCGUAACCCUCCUCUGGACCCUCCUUCAUUAGUGUCCCUCUGGAACACAUCCUUCAUUAGAAAUGGAGUCCGAAAUUGCUCUCAUUACUCCAUCUGCGGCCCGAAUCAGCGCCUUAUGGAGGCUCAGCAUUACGGCCUAAUUUUGUAUUCUAGUCCUCUUGAAAUAAAUGAUUGCAUUGCCUUUGCCGUUCUUAAUCCCGAUUGGACAUGGCAAUAAACAUUUUGGGAAUACCGUACGAACACUUCAAAUAUUGUACGCGCCAGCAGCGACCUCCUGUGGAACUCCCCCAGUCACCGGCAGUCAACCCUUUAUUGCCAGUCUUUGCCUUUCUGCCAUUCAGCCAAACUGCUAUCCACGCUAGUAUCCCCCCCUUUUGUACCAUCGGCUCUCAUCUUCCUUAGCAGCCUCACCUGCGGUUCUUUAUCACAGGCUUUCUAAAACCCUAGGUAAACAACAUCCACUGACUCUCCUUUGGCCUGCUAUUUACAUCCUCAAAUAAUUCGAGCAGCUUCGUCAGUCAAGAUCUCCCUUUCACAAAACCAAAACCAUGCUGACGUCGGAUAUUUUAUCAUGAACUUCUAAGUACUCCGUAACCUCAUCCUUUUUAAUAGAAUGUAGUCUUACCAGCCACUUGAGUCAGACUAACCGGUCUAUUUUCCCCAUCAUUCUGCUUUGCUCACUUCCUGCCCAACGAGGUAAUAUUUGCAAUUGUGUACUCGGCUGGAACCACUCCUGACACAAAUGAUUCUUCAAAUAUCACCACAAAUGCCUCCAUAAUCUCUAACUCCACUUUUUUUCACAACCCUCGCAUGCGCUCCAUCCGGUCCAGGUGACUUAUCCACCUUCAGACCCAAGGACACACUCCUUAGUAUUCGACACAUCACUAACUUCCACCCCCUGACUCUCUUGAAUUUCAGGCACGUUACUGGUGUCUUCUAUUGUGAAGAUUGCUGCAAAACUUAAUUAAAUUCAUCUGUCAUUUAUUUAUUCCCCAUUAUCACUACUCCUACAUAAUUUUCGUGCAGCUGAACUUCCAUUCUUGCUUCUUUCUCAUUCUAUAUAUCUGAAGAAAGUCUUAAUAUCCCAAGCCUCUCGCUUCCCCAUAAUCUUUGCAAUAUUGCAUGCCUUCUCCUUUAGUUCAUUGCUGUCCUUGACUCCCCUUGUCAGUCACGGUUACCCCAGUCUCCCUCUAAAAUCUUUCUUCCACUUUGGAAUGAAAAUAUCGAGCAUCUUCCGAAUUAUUCCCAGAAGUUCAUGCCAUUGCAGUUACAUCGUCAUUCCAGCGAGGGUCCUUUUCCAUUCAACGUCCGCAUACCUCGGUAGCCCUAUUUGUUAAGUUCUAAUACCGACACAUUUGAUUUUAAUAGACAAUAGACAAGAUGUGCAGGAGUAUACCAUUCGGUCCUUCGAGCCAGCACCUCCAUUCACUGUGAUCAUGGCUGAUGAUCCACAAUCAGUACCCCGUUCCUGCCUGCUCAUCAUAUCCCUUGAGUCCACCAUUUGUAAGAGCCCUAUCUAA
Molecule: messenger RNA, 4180 nt
Organism: Leucoraja erinaceus (little skate)
Lineage: Eukaryota; Metazoa; Chordata; Chondrichthyes; Rajiformes; Rajidae
Product: fucolectin-like
Exons: 4
Coding region: 1-753 (250 amino acids)
Source: RefSeq, a predicted model, not a curated record